AUGUUUUUAUACAUGUGCUCCGUCACGUAUGAAGCGUUGCAAAAUAUAUUGUAGGCUAGUAUAUUUUAAAAUAUAAAUAAAUUAUUGUAAUUCAUUAAUAAAUUAAAAGCAAGAUGCAAGUUUCUUGUCCAAAUAAUGUAAAAAUUUAUAACUUGAGUGUGGGCAAGUCUCUACCCGAGUGGUUGUCCGAAAGAAAAAAACGAAAUUUAAUAAAGAAAAAUGUUGAUAUAAGACGUCGUAUAGAACUUAUACAAGAUUUUGAUAUGCCUGGAGUUAGUACAUCCAUUAAGCUUUCAAAGGAUGGACAAUAUAUUUUAGCAACUGGAAUUUAUAAGCCACGUGUCAAGUGCUUUGAUGUUAACAAUUUAUCAUUAAAAUUUGAAAGAUGUUUUGACUCUGAGGUAAUCACGUUUGAAGUGCUAUCAAAUGAUUAUAGCAAAGUUGUAUUUUUACAAUGUGAUAGGAACAUUGAAUUUCAUGCUGCUCAUGGCAAAUAUCAUCGACUUAGAAUACCUCGAUUUGGUAGGGAUAUGAAGUACCAUUAUCCAUCAUGUGAUCUUUUUGUCAUAGGUGUUAGUAAUGAAAUCUACAGAAUAAAUUUAGAAAGAGGACAAUUUUUACAAUCGUUUGAAUCUGAGGCAUCUGCAUUAAAUAAGUGUGAAAUAAAUCCAUUGCAUCACUUACUUGUAGUUGGAACACAGGAUGGAAAAAUAGAAGCUUGGGAUCCACGAACAAAAAAUAGAGUGGGUAUAUUGGAUUGUGCAUUGCACUGUGUACUUCAAAAUGAUAGAUUGAAUGCAGUUCCUUCCAUUACUGCUCUGAAAUUUCAAGAUGGUUUAACCUUAGGUGUAGGUACAUCCAAUGGAAAAGUUUUAUUAUAUGAUGUCAGGUCAUCUAAGCCAUUUUUAUCCAAAGAUCAUGGAUAUGGUUUACCUAUUAAAAGUAUUGAAUUCCAUAAAAAAAUAGAUGUUAUUUAUUCUAUGGAUAGUUCUAUAAUAAAGAUAUGGGAAAAGGAAAAUGGAAAAUUAUAUACAUCCAUAGAAGCGGAAAACGAUUUUAAUGAUUUAUGUGUCAUACCAGAUACAGGAAUGGUUUUAAUAGCGAAUGAAAAUACUAAAAUGCAAACAUACUAUAUUCCUAGUCUUGGGCCAGCACCUUACUGGUGUAGUUUUCUAGACAAUCUUACAGAAGAAUUAGAAGAAUUAAAUUAUGAUAUUAUCUAUGAUGAUUAUAAGUUUGUUACUGAAAAGGAAUUAGAUGAAUUAGGCCUUUCUCACCUGAAAGGCACUAAUUUACUACGAGCUUAUAUGCAUGGUUACUUUAUAGAUAUCCGUUUGUACAGAAAAGCUAGAAAUGUAAUUAAACCAUUCGAAUUUGAAGAAUAUAAAAAAAAGAAGAUACGACAAAAGAUAUUAGAGACAUGUGGUAGUAGAAUACAAGUUCAACAAUUGCCUAGUGUCAACAAAGAGCUGGCUUUAAAAUUAAUGGAGGGUGAAAUGAAUAAAAAUUCUAAAAAGAAGAAGAAAAUUACAUCCAAUAUUUUGAAAGAUGAUCGUUUCAAAGCAUUGUUUAACAAUCCAGAUUUUCAAGUUGACAAAAAUUCUGAAGAAUAUGCAUUAUUAAAUCCUGUUAUCUCACAACUUGAAAAAAGCAGAGCGAAAAAGAUGAAAGUGGAACAUCAAGAGCAAUUAAAAACGGAAGAUUAUUUGUAUAAUAAUGAAAAUGAAGAUAGAAAUUCGAGCUCAGAUGAGAGUUUCAUACAUGAAGAUAGUUCAGAUGAUGAAAAGACAUGGGUGAAAGAUGUACGGAAGCAAUAUAGAUUAAUAAAGAGAAGUCGACAGAAAGAAGAAGAAAACAAUGAAAGGUCAAAGCACAAUAUGGAAAUACUAAAUAAUCAACCAAAUCUUUAUGAAAUUAAGGAAGAUGUAGAAUUUAGAGAAGCAAAACCCGUUGCUAGUAAACGGAAUAAAUCCACUUUAGGAGAAAGAUUACAAAAUGAAGAAAUACAUAAUUUAAAUGUAUCUGGAUCACGUGGUAGUAGAGAAAUGACCUUUAUUAUAGGAAAAAGAAAACGAGAUACGAAAUCAAAACAAACAGUAAAAAAACAUAGAAAAGAAUAUAAGCAUCUUCUACGACCGGCUGGAAAUAUUCACAAAAUAAAACAUUAACAUUGAUUUAUGUAUAAUUAGCUUAAAUAUAAAUAAAAUAAUUUUUUAUUCACUGUU
This is a messenger RNA of Vespula pensylvanica (western yellowjacket), 2225 nucleotides long. It is a transcript of the gene l(2)34Fd, whose product is annotated as nucleolar protein 10. Lineage: Eukaryota; Metazoa; Arthropoda; Insecta; Hymenoptera; Vespidae. The record is from RefSeq and is a predicted model, not a curated record. Gene Ontology annotation, cellular component: 90S preribosome; small-subunit processome; nucleus. The transcript has 11 exons. Gene Ontology annotation, biological process: maturation of SSU-rRNA from tricistronic rRNA transcript (SSU-rRNA, 5.8S rRNA, LSU-rRNA). Bases 114 to 2168 code for a protein of 684 amino acids. Gene Ontology annotation, molecular function: protein binding.